AUGGCAACGGCAUUUGGAGCUCACUCAACAGCUGCAACAACAACAGCAACGCUGCCCAUGGUUUCAAGAAGUGUAGCGCCGUCGUCGUUGUCGUCGGUGGCUGUUGAGAGUACGCCCUGUGGCUUAUCGCUAACACAAAACAACAACAACCAACAACAACCUCCUGCCCCCACGUUGUCCUCGUCCAAUAAUUCGUCGUCCUCGACGUCAAAUUCUUCCAGCUCCCACCACAUUAAUCAACGUUUGUUGCUCAAUCAGCAGCAGCAGCAGGAUGAACAUGAGCAGCAAAUGCAUUUAGCGGAUGACCAUCACCAGCAGCAGCAGCAACAACACCAGCAACUUGAUGAGAGUUCCUCGCAUCACUUACAGCAAUCCGCCGAAUUGUUGUCCUCCCAUCUGCAACAGCAUCAUCAGCUGGGCUCAUCAGGUACGUUGGAAGGUGGUGAGAGUGGCCGGGGAUCCUUGGUGGCCAUGCACAAUGCCGCCUAUGGCCAGGGCCGCUUGAGUCCCAUUGCCUCGGUGGGCUCAUCAGGAGGAGGCAGCCGCUCAUCGGCCCAUUCUUUGCCCUCGCAUUCACCGGCGGCCCUGCAUCACCACAACUUGACUGGCUAUCAAGUGCAAGCGUCCGGCGAUAACAGCUGCGGUAGCGGUGCUACAGUCGUGACCUCAGCAGCCAUAAUGGGUCGGCUAACGGCCGGCGGCGUCGGUGGCAGUGUGGUUGUGGACAACAAUGGUUUCAGUAUGUCAGAUGCCAGUGCUGGUGGAUCCCUGUCUUUGCUGCAGAAUGCCCACCAAGCGAGCAGUCAUGCCCAUCAUCCACAUCAUCAUUUGGCCCACUUGCCGUAUGCAUCGCUAGCAACGGCCGCUCAUCAUCAUCCGCAUCACCACCAUCCUUCGCAUCAUCAUCACCAUCCACAUCACCAUCAUCAUCCGCACGAUGCAACAGGACUGUUGGAUAUAUCCACAUUGUAA
This is a messenger RNA of Musca vetustissima, 972 nucleotides long. RefSeq names its product ecdysone-induced protein 74EF-like. The record is from RefSeq and is a predicted model, not a curated record. The coding region runs from base 1 to 972 and encodes 323 amino acids. The transcript has a single exon. Lineage: Eukaryota; Metazoa; Arthropoda; Insecta; Diptera; Muscidae.